CAUGAUCAAACUGCGCAAGAGCCCGACGGAAGUGAGCGUCACUUCCUGGUUAGCAUCUUACGUGUCUAAAAACAGUUUUGCAUCGGUGCGGGGUUUUCCUCGUGGGUGGUUUAUAAUCUAUUUAAGUAUUAUCCGAUACGUGGUGCCAAGAUGCUAGAUUUCUUCACCAUCUUCAGUAAAGGGGGGAUAGUGUUGUGGUGUUUUCAGGGAGCCGGCGUCACUGAAUCCUUCACGGGGCCUGUCAACGCUUUGAUCCGCUCCGUGAUCCUUCAGGAGCGAAGUGGUAACAGUUCGUUCACUCAUGAGGCCCUGAAUCUUAAAUAUAAGCUCGACAAUGAGUUCGAGUUGAUCUUUGUGGUGGGUUUUCAAAAGAUCUUGACGCUUACGUACGUCGACAAGUUCAUAGAUGAUGUCCAGCUUCUUUUUAGGGAUCGUUAUAAGAAUGAGCUUGAGCAAAAGGGAGCUUUGCAGCUUCUCAGCAACAACUUUGACUUCGGGGAUGAUUUUCAGAUGCUUCUUAGAGAGGCGGAGAAGAGCAGCAAAGCUCGGAGCCCUGCCCUCAUGCGGUCCUUUAAGGAAUCUGAAAAAUCACAAAAGACUGUGAAGUCAAUGAUUGAGACGAAGGGUGGGGACAAAAGCAAGGAACAGGGUGGCAAGAAGAAUAAAAAUGCCAAAAAGGAGGCUCCUGCAGCUGAGCUGCCCAAAGGUGAUCAAGGCAGGGCCUCGGCCUCUGGGCAGAAGAUGGUUGAGAAUGGUAACCAGGGCUUGACUCCUGAGGAGGUCAUGCAGAAGAAAAGGGAGGAAUUCUUCCGCAAGCGCAUGGUGGGACCUACUGAAAAACCUAGUAAGUCUCCAAAGCCUCAGAAACCAAGGGAGAAACAAAUGCGUGUUUGGGAGAUGGGUGGUAGCAGCACUAAGGACCUGGACUACAGUGGAAGGAAUGGAGACGGUUCCCCCAAUUAUGGCGAACAGAACCAGGAAGCACAAACUGAUCCAGGGAUGCAGUUAAGCUCUAUGGAGGGAGACCUACUGCCUGUGGACUGCGAGUCCAGUGAGGAAGGAGAGAAUGAGGAGGAAGUCGAGACUGUGUCCAGCAGUGAAACAAGCAAGACAAGCUCCAAAAAAGGUGGCAGUUUUGGGGGUAUGUUGGGGAUGCUGAAAGGCCUGGUGGGCUCCAAGAGCCUGACCCGGGAGGACAUGGAGCCUGUGUUGGAGAAGAUGAGGGACCAUCUGAUCGCCAAGAAUGUAGCAGCCGACAUUGCCUCCCAGCUCUGUGACUCUGUAGCCAAAAAACUGGAGGGCAAAGUCAUGGGCACAUUCACCACUGUGGCUUCAACCCUAAAGCAGGCCCUGCAGGACUCGCUGGUGCAGAUCUUGCAGCCAAAGCGAAGAGUGGAUAUUCUGAGAGAUGUAAUGGAGGCGCAGAGCCAGAGAAGGCCAUUUGUUAUCACAUUUUGUGGUGUCAAUGGGGUUGGAAAGUCCACCAAUCUGGCCAAGAUCUCCUUCUGGCUGAUAGAGAAUGGUUUCACAGUGCUGAUCGCAGCCUGUGACACAUUUCGUGCCGGGGCAGUGGAGCAGCUCCGCACUCAUCAGCGUCGCCUGAACUCUCUGCAUCCUCCAGAACAGCAUGGGGGGCGGCCAGUAGUCCAGCUCUAUGAGAAGGGCUACGGGAAAGAUGCAGCUGGAAUUGCCAUGGAGGCCAUUGCCUAUGCCCGCAACCAGGCCUUUGAUGUGGUGCUAGUGGACACUGCUGGGCGUAUGCAGGACAACGCCCCCCUAAUGACAGCCCUGGCCAAACUUAUUGCAGUCAACAUGCCUGACUUGGUGCUGUUUGUUGGGGAAGCUCUGGUGGGCAACGAGGCAGUUGACCAGCUGGUGAAGUUCAAUCAGGCUCUGGCAGACCACUCCAUGUCUGACAAGCCUCGCCUCAUCGAUGGAAUUGUUCUCACUAAGUUUGACACAAUCGAUGACAAGGUUGGAGCUGCCAUCUCCAUGACCUACAUCACAGGCCAGCCUAUUGUGUUUGUGGGCACAGGGCAGACCUACAACGACCUGCGCAGCCUCAACGCCCGUACUGUGGUCAGUGCCCUGAUGAAGGCUUAGGUGGCUGCAUGUUCCGCUGCUGAUUCAUUGUCGCAAACUAAGCCAACACUAUCUUUACCAUGCUGCGGUGAGAUGUUGCCUGUUCUUGUCCUCCUGUCCUGCCCUUUCUACUUUACAUUAAAUGAAGAACUAUUGUCAUGAACAGGACUUUAAUCUCCCACGAAAGGACAAGUGUGCACUUUGGAAGACAACAUUUUGCAAAGAAGCCAGAGGAGCCUACCCUUGCAUCAUUUCUUAACUUUAGAGACAAAAGUAGCUCAAAUCGGCUUACGUUUUGAAACAGUAAAGUUACAUCCAAAUGACAUUCUAGCUGACUAAAUGGACCUAGGCUGUAAAUGUCAUCCAUUUACUAGUUUACACAGUAAAGGCUGGCAUCUUGUCGGCUGGUUUUCCCCUCUUCAUGCAAAUGAGGUUAGGUUGUGAAGUGUUGCUGGAUGUGACAUUUCAGCUGCUGCCUGUGCCUGAGGAAAGCUUAGCGACCAUAGUGCCUAUCUGUCUCCUGACUUCUUAGUUAACCCUUUUCCUACAUGGGUGGUUAUCCAGCAAGAUACAGAUACUAGUCCAUUGAGUCUGAAUCAGUUUACAGUUGGCCAUAGAGUGGGCGUGAAUGUCAGCACUUGUUUAAGUUAGCAGGUGUUCUGGGAAAAUACACCAUGGAGUAGGUAAAGACCAGGAUCAAUCAAUAGCAAUCCUCUGUAACAUGAAAUAGCACAUCAUCAACUGUGGUGCUUUAGUUUCAGAUGGAUUGGUUUCUGAAAGUCAAUUCCCAGAGCUCCUCAGCUACCUAAUUCAAAUUCAAUUCAAAAUGGAGACUUUAAUCCCUCCCUUUGUAGUUGGUGAUAAGUGCAGAAUAUUUUGCAAGUUUAUUUUUAGUCUUUACAGCUGUGGUUGUCCACAGAUUUCAGAUUACACUUAAGGUGUAGUCAGUUGAAGUUCUAUGGGCCUUACUUAGGUUUUCCCCCUCUGAUUUACUCUUAGUUCAUAAGAGGAAAUACGAGUCUUAAAUAUCUCUACCCCCCCCCCCCUUAUUCGUGAUACGAGAAUAGGAGAUUGAGAAUUAUAAAGAAAAUUUGAGCUAAUUUAUGAGAAUGUAAACAUUUCUAAAUAAAGCUGCUAUAUGCCAUGACAGCCUAUAAAGUGGAACUUUUUCUGUCAUAUGUUGCAGAGGAACAAGGAUACACCCCAUACAGACUG
Messenger RNA from Monopterus albus (swamp eel), 3297 nucleotides. RefSeq names its product SRP receptor subunit alpha (gene srpra). The record is from RefSeq and is a predicted model, not a curated record. Bases 151 to 2103 code for a protein of 650 amino acids. Gene Ontology annotation, biological process: SRP-dependent cotranslational protein targeting to membrane; intracellular protein transport. NCBI's taxonomy places the organism in Eukaryota, Metazoa, Chordata, Actinopteri, Synbranchiformes, Synbranchidae. Gene Ontology annotation, cellular component: signal recognition particle receptor complex; endoplasmic reticulum membrane. The transcript is spliced from 15 exons. Gene Ontology annotation, molecular function: GTP binding; GTPase activity; ATP hydrolysis activity.